GGUCCCCACCCCGCAUUUGAUCUCCAAGAGCAGCGGGACCGAGCUCGGGGCAAGAGCAUCUGGGCGGAACGGCGGCGUCCCCCAUUCCCAUCUGCCGCUGCAGGACCGAAGGCUCCCGGGGCGAAAGGACUGGCCGGAGGCUGCGAGGAAGGGGGCACCUCGAAGGGACGGGCGAGGGAGGAAGCGGCGCGGUGCCUUCUCGCCGCUCCGGCUUGCCCUCCGCCCCUGGGCUCUGUUAGAAGCAGCCGCACGAGACUGGACGGCGCGAACUGCUGGCAAGUCCCUCCGUCGCCCGCUGAACUCUGCAACCCCGAAGCUGCUCGGUUGGAGCUCAAGGGCGAGCUGGGAGGAGGAGACCCUGCAUUUCUUCUGCCAUCACCGACUUCCCUCGUCCUUCCGACGAGCCUCUGGUCAACUCGUCCUUCUUCGCGUUCCCUUCUGCAAGUCAGUGCCUGGACCCUAUUUUGGGGCUGGUGCUUCUCUUCUCCCCCCCCCCCCCGGUCCAGCCUCUUCCCCACUCAGCUGUGGCUUCUAUGAGAAGACACUUCCUAUACCAGAAAAAAAACAGAUAGCAGAUCAUCUGGAAGUCUCCCUCUUCCUUUCUUCCAAGGCCCUUGGCUUCCCAUUGCACUUCAUCUGCUCUGCAGGAUGAAAGGUGAUGGCCCCCCGUUGCUUCUUUCCCUGCUGGUGGGAAUCUUGUGUCUCUGGAACCCCAGUCCUGUGGAACCCCAGUCUGUGUUGACCGACCAUGAAAUUGAGGAAUUCUUGAAAGGCUUCCUGGGAGAGGUGGAUGAGGACUCAGAAGGUCCAGAAACAGGGAAGGUGGCUGUUGGUGAGGAGCUUCCUGAAAAUCAAGGAAACCUGAAUCCUGCAGAAAGAGGGAAAGCUCCAACUGAGGUCGAAGAAGUAACACAGGAGAGGGUGACAGAGAAGCCCAAGAAAGGGAAGAAGGAGAGGCCUCCCAAACCCACAAAAAGGCCCAAGGAAAAACCACCCAGGAGCUCCCCAAAGCCAAAGCCUCCCAAAAAGGAGAAGCCGCCCAAACCCACCAAAAAGCCAAAGGAGAAACGUCCCAAAGCUACCAAGAAACCUAAGGAGAAGCGUCCCAAAACCACUAAGAAACCAGCAGCGGGAAAGAAGGGGGAAAGCCCUUCUCCUCCGGUUCCACCAGAAGAAGAGAGGUAUCACUUUCCAGAAACACCACUGAUCCCACCCUCAACAGGAGUUGAAGAUGGCUAUGGAUUGCCAGAUUCACCCCAUUAUCUCUUUCCCUACGGACGAGAAGAUGAGCUCUCCAGAGUCAAUGAAGAAGGGGGCGAAUCUCUCUAUCCUGAGAAGGUAAUUGAGAAACAAGAUCCAUCCAGGUUUCACACUGAUGUCUAUGAAUCGCCAACGGAGCCACGGGAGACCCCCACAGAUGAAAAAGAUCGAGAAGGUCAGCCAGAACAAGAGCCUCCAACACUGGACUACAAUGAACAGAUUGAGCGUGAGGACUACGAUGAUUAUCAAUUUGUACGGCGUGAGAAAAAACCCAAAAAACCACCGCAAAGGAAACCUGAGAGACCCAGGCUGGAACCAGAAGAGAAACCAAUGGAUUAUGGACUGCCUCCCCAGGAGCCCAAAAAAUUCCCCAGCGAAACAGAUGAAGAGAAGCCUAAGAAAGGAGGAGGCAGCAGCAAGGAGGAAGAGGAGGGUGAGACAGAGGACAAACUCAAGGAGAAAGGGAAGCCAAAGAAAACAGGAGGAAAAAAAUGGGAAACUGAUGAAAAUGUGUGGACUCCAGAAGAGAAAAUAAGCUGGAGCCAAUGAGAAUGAUUACUUUGAUGGCGCAUGGUGUGCAGAAGAUGACAGUAGCAUACAGUGGAUCCAGGUGGAUACAAGACGAAUUACCAAAUUCACAGGAGUCAUCACCCAAGGCCGGGAUUCUCUGCUCCACUUUUUUAUGGAAACGUUGACAGAGACACUCCUGUGAUGACCGAAUUCCCAGAACCCAAAGUGGCUCGUUAUAUUCGGCUCUAUCCAUUGACGUGGAAUGGUAGCCUCUGUAUGAGAUUGGAAGUUCUGGGCUGUCCCCUCUCCAGCAUCCACAGUUAUUACAGUUUGCAAAAUGAAGUGAUGAGAUCAGUGGACAACCUGGACUUUCGUCACCACAGCUACAAAGAUAUGAGACAGCUUAUGAAGGUAGUGAAUGAAGAAUGUCCUACCAUCACCCGCAUCUACAAUAUUGGCAAAAGUGUUCGAGGACUUAAGAUCUACGCUAUGGAGAUAUCCGACAACCCGGGAGAACACGAACUGGGGCUCAGAAUUAGGGCAUUGGGCUCUGGGACAUUGGAAUGAAGAAGGCUUUGAUCUCUUUGAGAACUUCCCUGAUCUCAACAGCAUCCUCUGGGCUGCAGAGGAGAGAAAAUGGGUACCACACAGAGUCCCCAACCACCACAUGCCAAUUCCUGAUCACUACCUUGCAGAAGAUGCUACAGUAACCCUGAACGAUUUCAGCUACCUACACUCCAACUGCUUGGAGCUCUCCAUCUAUCCUGGGUGUGACAAAUUUCCUCAUGAAAGUGAACUUCCACAGGAGUGGGAAAACAACAAGGAAUCUCUGCUGACCUUCAUGGAGCAGGUCAGCAAGUGGAGGAGAUUACUGGCGCAUCCUGAAUCCUGGCGAAUACCGUGUUAUAGCCAAGGCCGAAGGCUACAACCCGAGUGCCAAAACCUGCAGCGUCUUUUAUGACAUCGGAGCCACCCAGUGCAACUUCAUCUUGUCAAGGUCCAACUGGAAACGCAUCCGAGAGAUCAUAGCCAUGAACGGCAACCACCCUCUUGGGAGGCCCAUGCUGGGACGGCCCAUGACACCUAAGGAGCGCAUGCGCUGGAGGAUGAGGAUGCGCCAGAGAGCUCGCUUGCGCCAGAAGAUGCUCGAACGGCUGCGGAAAGCCAGCACAAGCACUCCCACCACCCUUCCUCCAAGUUCUUCCUUUCCCUUCUGGUUCAGCAGCACCACGCUCCCACCGUGGAGUCAAGAGCCUCCCAUAGCAGAAUCCGCCACUUCUUGGGAUGCUGAUGUCUACACUGAGACGGUGACGGAAUGGGAGACAGUAACAGAGGAAGUAACCGAGGUGGAGAUGACUGGCACUGCCUUCCCCAUGACCACAGCAGAGACGUACACAGUGAAUUUUGGCGAUUAGGAUCAGCCUGUCAGGUUUGUGAGGACUGCAGGCCAGGGACGCUCUAAAGACAUUCCUAAAGCCUACUCCGCCUCUUCUGGACCAGGUAGUGGUAUCUAUUCACUGUAGUAUGUGGAGGCAUGUUCUCCUAGUUUUAGGAUCCACCAGGAACCCCUUGCUUUAAGCAGGCUCUAAGAGCAGUCACGUUUGCAUCAUUUAUUUUUCAAACACACACAACAAACAACUUUCUCUCUUUCUUCUUUGGAUAUAAAGGCUCAGCUUUCUUUCUGGGGUUGGUUGGAACACUAAAUCCCUGCUGAAUGGAAAGUUGAGGUGAACAAAUUGUACAUCUCAGGCUGACUAUAGAAUAGGGAACAAGCUAAGAACAUAACCUGGCCGAAACUUUAACAUUCCUUGGUAUGUUAACUUUUUUUAAAACUCCAUUCUACUUUAUGUUCUUUACAGCAGGGGUCCCCAACCCCGUCCAUGGUCUGGCACUGGUCCUCAGCAUGCCAGCAACUGGGCAGCACAAACAAGCGAAGCCCCAUCCACAGGAUGCAGGCAGUAUGCAAAACCACACCCCCUCUGGUCCAUGGAAACAUCUUUCUCCAUGAAACCAGUCCCUGGAGCCCAAAAGGUUGGGGGCCGCUGCUUUAUAGCACAGUGUAAGAUUCUUGCAAUGGGGAGAAGCAGACUAGCCUUUAUCCAGAGGCCCACAGCUGUUGCUUCCCCAUGUAAACUCACUGAAAUAAUGGAGCCCAUCAAGUACUGACACACAUUUGGGGCACAACCCAGCAGUUUUAUCAAAGUGUUGCCAUGACUGUUUAUUUGCAGUUGUAAUAUUUUACAAAAGGGAUCUGCUGUAUGAAAAUCUCAAAUUUCUUUCCAGUUCUAUUUAAGAAGUAAAAGACCUCUUAAAGAAUAGAAUAAGAGACAUAACUAGAACCAGAACAAAAAUUAAGUUGAAAAUUGAUUUGAAAAAAAAUAAUAUAUCUAUUUUUGACCUCAAAAUGCCAACCAGCUUGUUUCCAAGGCAUAAAUGGCUUCCUUUCUGUCACUUUUGUCAUGCUUGAAUCCCAUAGGAUUCUGGGUAUUUUCCAAAGUGAGGAGCUGGUACAGCCUAAUUGUCUCCCAGUUACAAAGUCAGUAUCACUUUGUUGUGGUCUUCCUAACAUCAAGGAAAGCUGUUGCCUUGAUUGCAACAGUCGAGAAGGAAGAUUGAGCUUUGCUAAAUUCAUGGAUGAGUUUGAAGCAGCUGCUGCCCAGGAGGCAGUCCAGGGUUACCUUGAGCCUUUUCGGUUUUCCAACAGUUGUAUUCAUUGAAUAAAAUGAAUUAUACAAGA
Thamnophis sirtalis is the source of this 4507-nucleotide messenger RNA. Lineage: Eukaryota; Metazoa; Chordata; Lepidosauria; Squamata; Natricidae. The record is from RefSeq and is a predicted model, not a curated record.